Phragmites australis (common reed) is the source of this 1025-nucleotide messenger RNA. RefSeq names its product cilia- and flagella-associated protein 54-like. The record is from RefSeq and is a predicted model, not a curated record. Bases 102 to 686 code for a protein of 194 amino acids. NCBI's taxonomy places the organism in Eukaryota, Viridiplantae, Streptophyta, Magnoliopsida, Poales, Poaceae. The transcript has a single exon.
UUUGAGCAGACGAGCACCAGCAGAGUGGCCGAGCAUAUCUCAGAAUCUCACCCGCGCACUCGAGUGACGAGCUCAGCUCUUCGCAGAAUCUCAGUACAAUCAUGCAUCUUCUACACCGAUCCUCCAUGCUCGGCGCCGGCGCCGGCGGUGGCCGGGCGCUGCGGCGAGUCGGCAGCUCCCCGAGGGCGCUGCUGAGGAGCGAGUCCAUCAAGAAGAGGAGUGCUAAGAAGAGCGGCAUCAAGGGAUCGAAGAGGGCGCAGCUGCGCGCCGGGCUCGCCGCCGCUCUGCUGGAGCUCAGGCUCGCCGGUCGCCAGAAGCGCGGACCGGUGUCCGCCGCCGCUGCAGACUCCACGCGCCCGGGGGCUGAUGUUGGAGGGCCCUCCUGCGCCGAUGCCGCCGCCGCCGCUAUCCCGGCACGCGCGGCGGCUGGUCCCGAGGGGCCGGCGAGCAGCGGAGGAAUAAACCGCGCGACGCUGCCGCCGCUGCUGCUGGCGCUGGUGGCCCUCGCGUGCGUGGUGGCGCUUGGCAGGGCGCCGGCAGUCUGCUGCUGCACGUGCGCUGCGUGGUGGUGCCGCGGCCCCUCUGCCUACACCAGCGGGCGCCGCCGGAGCGGCGUCCUCUCCAGCAGUGUGCAACCACAAGCUGUUGAUGGUAGUAACACUGGCGCAGCUGGUCGCACUGGGUGAAUCGGAUGUCGUCGUGCUGGUUCUUUGCUUCCCUUCUCCAACAUCCUUAUUGUUAAACAAUUUGGAUCGCUGGAAGGAUUGGAUCGACGCACCACAAACGUUGGACGGCCUGGACUUUACGGCUGUUUGGCUGGGCUUCAGCUACAAAUUUGCAUUAUAGAUAUAUAGAUUCACAGUGGAGCAGAUUAUUAGUGAAACUAGUGCUAUCAAUGUUGUUGUUUGGUUAGCAGGUUGACUUCAGAUUCAUGAAUGAUGGGAGUUAGGGUGAAUUAUCCAUGUUACAUUUCGUGUUUUUCAUUUGUGGCUAUUAUGGUAAAAUCAAUGUUUUGUGAGUUUUAA